Peromyscus eremicus (cactus mouse) is the source of this 3701-nucleotide messenger RNA. It is a transcript of the gene Plekha1, whose product is annotated as pleckstrin homology domain containing A1. The coding region runs from base 134 to 1315 and encodes 393 amino acids. The record is from RefSeq and is a predicted model, not a curated record. Lineage: Eukaryota; Metazoa; Chordata; Mammalia; Rodentia; Cricetidae. Gene Ontology annotation, molecular function: PDZ domain binding. The transcript has 13 exons. Gene Ontology annotation, cellular component: membrane; cytoplasm.
GCGUGCACGCGUGCGCAGUGCGCGGGCGGGCCGUCGUGGGCGCCGCUCCCGGCAGCUGAGUGCCUGAAGGAGCCGGGUCCGCGGCGGCGCGGGUGCUCCGGGCGGAGGCCGCGUGUAAUGUUCAAGCCCAGAAAUGCCUUAUGUGGAUCGACAGAAUCGCAUUUGUGGUUUUCUAGACAUUGAAGAAAAUGAAAACAGUGGGAAAUUUCUUCGACGGUAUUUCAUCCUGGAUACCAGAGAAGACAGCUUCGUAUGGUACAUGGAUAAUCCACAGAACCUGCCUUCAGGAUCAUCACGGGUUGGAGCCAUUAAACUUACCUACAUUUCAAAGGUUAGUGAUGCAACUAAGUUAAGGCCAAAGGCAGAGUUCUGUUUUGUUAUGAAUGCGGGAAUGAGAAAAUACUUCCUACAAGCCAAUGAUCAGCAAGACUUAGUGGAGUGGGUAAAUGUCUUGAACAAAGCUAUAAAAAUUACAGUACCAAAGCAGUCAGACUCACAGCCGGCUUCUGACAGCCUGAGUCGCCAAGGUGACUGUGGCAAGAAGCAAGUGUCCUACAGAACUGAUAUUGUUGGUGGUGUUCCCAUCAUCACUCCAACUCAGAAAGAAGAAGUAAAUGAAUGUGGUGAAAUUGUUGACAGAAACAAUUUGAAACGGUCCCAAAGCCAUCUUCCCUACUUUGCUCCUAAACCACCACCAGACAGUGCAGUUAUCAAAGCUGGGUAUUGUGUGAAACAAGGAGCAGUGAUGAAAAACUGGAAGAGAAGAUACUUUCAAUUGGAUGAGAACACAAUAGGCUACUUCAAAUCUGAACUGGAAAAGGAACCUCUGCGGGUAAUACCACUUAAAGAAGUUCAUAAAGUCCAAGAAUGUAAGCAAAGUGACAUAAUGAUGAGGGACAACCUGUUUGAAAUUGUAACGACGUCUCGAACUUUUUAUGUGCAGGCUGAUAGCCCGGAAGAGAUGCACAGUUGGAUUAAAGCAGUCUCUGGCGCCAUUGUAGCACAGCGGGGACCUGGCAGAUCAGCAUCUUCUAUGCGGCAGGCCAGAAGGCUGUCGAACCCUUGUAUACAGAGGUAUACAUCAAGAGCUGGUGAAUGCAGCACGAGCAUUCCGGCUGUCCUUCAGAAUCCAAAUACCCUGUCCGUCCUGCCGGGGCAGCAGCAGCCACCUCACAUUCCGCAGCCUCUCGCAGCCACUCUCUGGUCUCAAGCUAUACCAUGGAGAAGCGAGGAUUUUACGAAUCUCUUGCCAAGGUCAAGCCAGGGAACUUCAAGGUCCAGACUGUCUCUCCAAGAGAACCAGCUUCCAAAGUGACUGAACAAGCUCUGCUUAGACCUCAAAGUAAAAAUGGCCCUCAGGGAAAAGAUGGUGAGCCAGUGGACUUAGAUGAUGCCAGCCUGCCAGUCAGUGAUGUGUAAGGUGGGAGCACAUGGGCUGCCUGCCCCUCUCAUCCCUCAGUGUCCUUUCAUGAGGCUUCUAGCCAAAGAUGAUAGAGGAUGGAUGGUUUCAGUGCGUGUAUUAUAUUGUUUCUUGGGUGUACUUUGUAAACUGGCAAACCAAGAAUCUAGGGAGUGGCCAAGUCAACGUAAUUUCUUUAAGAAAGGAAGGAAAAAAGAUGUGCCCAUACUGACUGUCCGAAGCUUUAUAUGUUUGGGUGGUAAAAAUGUGUGUGAUUUUUUUUUUCUAGUGACUUUGAAAUUUUAAAUAACUUAAAACAUUAAAAUUUCUUAUUAUUUUGAUCAUUUAAAAAUGCUAAUAUGACUCCCUGUGAAAUAUUUAAUAUUGACACGUUCAUAUCAGUUAACAUUAUCAAACGGGACAUCGCCAGACAAAAAUUCUUAAACUCAUGAUGUCUGUGGUGCUGCAAAAUUUAUAUUGUGAUAUGGACUAUUUAGAAAUUCUAGCCAUUUUUGAUAUCAGGUGAGUGGUAAAUUUUGCAUAAAAGAUUCCACUAGACUGAUAAUGCAGGUAGGGGUUGAAAUGGGGGCAGCAAAGGUGGAGGAUUAGAGCUCAGCUAUAGCGAAGAUUUUUUUUUUUUUUGGUGGGGACUUUUUUCUUUUUGAGACAGGGUUUCUUUGUGUAGCCAUGGCUGUCCUGGAACUUGUGAUCUUUCUGCCUCUCCUGCCUCCCAAAUUAUAGGCCUGUGUCUCACAGCCUGAGACACUUGUUUGAAACAGCUUAAGACUUACACCUAUCAGUAUUUUAUUUCAGUAAAAAUUAUUUGAUCAUAAAUUUUGGGAAGAUCUGAUUUUUUUUUUCCCAAGACAGUUUUUCUAUGUUGCCCUUGCUGUCCUGGAUCUCGCUCUGUAGACCAGGCUGGCCAAAAAUUCUCAGAGAUCCACUGCCCUCUGCCUCCUAAGUGCCAGGAUUAAAGGCGUGCACCACCCACAUCCAGCUUUUUUUUUUUUUUUUUUUUUUUUUGUAACUAGAUCUUAUUUCUGAAUUUGGAUCGGUGAAAGACAACAGUUCAUAUGUGAAGUCAUAACUGCCCUUAGUCGUGAAAUUGUUGUGGCCUCUACCUUUUCAUCAUUAAUAGCCUAUAUUCAAGUGCCUGUGUCUUCUCAUCUCAUUUAGGAUUGUGCUCCAAAGUCCUACAUGAUUGGCUUUAAAUGUUUGAAUAAAUUAAUUCAGUAGUAUAGUUUGAUAUGUUAAAUAAGAUACCAUUUUAUGUCAGAGACACCAGAAUGUUGGUGUUCUACUACCUGUGCAAUAUUUAUGUCUUGAAAAACAAAUUUGAGUAUGCAUUUAAUUGUGGGGAUAUCCUAAAUUAGAAGUACCUCUCUAAGGAACCCACAGUUUCUGGUGUUGAGUGAUAGACUGGUUUGAGCAAGUACUGUUUUGCAGCAAAGUUUUAAGUGUUUGCUUUUCCCAGGCUGCUGCUCCAUGGUAUUUACAGUUCCACACACUUCUGUUUUUGAGUCAUGGGUGUUAGUGUUUUGCCUUUUUAUGUUCUAAGACUACUUGUUGGAGGACGAGAAAAUUGCUACCAUGUGGGGCCUAGGGGUUAAGAUGUGUUAUUAAGUUGCCCAGCACAAGAACAUACCACUCACCUUUUGUAUUCAUAAGCUAAUAUGUUAGAGUUCUAUGUAGUUUUCUCUUUUGCAGCUGCAUUGGAAAACCAUAGGACAACAAGGUUUUUAAGCAGUUAGCACCCUUCUGCUGCCCUGUUCAUUACCCAGGCUCUUUUGGAAGUUCCUUUUUCAUGAACAUACCUAGGAACCCAUGUACAGACACUUGGCAGUACUGAUGAGCCUGGCGCUGUUUCCUUUGGUACAGCCUCCCCAGUGCACGUUCAUUUUAGCUUAUUUUGGUAUUGUUAAUUUGAUAUAUUUCAUGGUAGCAAAAUAUUAGCUCUAUUUUGAGACUUUUUAUAGAAUUACCCUUAUUCAAAAGUGUAGGAUAUGUUCUUGUGAUUGUCAGGGUCUCCUAAUAUUUAUCUCAAUUCUUUUAUAAGCUUACAGAAAUUAUUUAAUUAUUUUAAAACAUACUUUCCUGUAAAUAUGUCACAUCUGAAGUGUCAACAUUUACUUUGAAUACCGUAAUAUUUGCUGCAUUUUUUUCUGUGUGUAUAAUGUAUCUCUUUUCAGAACAGGAGUGUGCCUCCUGAUGUUUACUGUUACACCCGCUAUCUUUGUAUGUCCAAUUGGUUGAACACUGUAAUGACUUGAGAAUAAACUGCUCAGAAUUCAUUUUCACUUAA